Messenger RNA from Sordaria macrospora k-hell, 1563 nucleotides. RefSeq lists its product as uncharacterized. The record is from RefSeq and is a predicted model, not a curated record. NCBI's taxonomy places the organism in Eukaryota, Fungi, Ascomycota, Sordariomycetes, Sordariales, Sordariaceae.
AUGCCGCCCAAGAGAGGUCGUCCGUCAAACGCGCAGAGGGAGGCAGAGCGCAGUGCUGCAGUCUCAAAGGGAAAGGCUGCUGCUUCUACUUCUGCUGCUGCUGCUGCCCAAGAGUCGGCGAACACCCCCAACGGUUCCAUCACCGUGUCUGUCGGUGGUCUAGCUGCCUCUGCCGACCCUCGCAGUCCUGAGACGGCUAAAACCGCCAGCAUGGCCGCGCCUCGUACAUCCGCCAGUGCCUCUAAGAAGAGCAAGGGUCAAACACAUCCGGAGACUGCUGCAAAUACCACUGCACAAGAGCCCGACGGCUCCAGCACAUCUAAUGCCAUGGACGUCACGACCAACGGCACCACGACCUCCAAGACCACCAUCACCAAUACCCAUGACAGUAAACCCACUGGAAAUGGCACGCCAAAGAAGAACGCCGAGACUGCCAUGGUAGUCGCCGGCAACGGCGACAGUGAGAUGGACGGCAGGAAGAGCAAGAACAACGACACAGCCUUGGCCAGAGGCAAUGCCUACACAGCGGCGUCACGCGUCAUCGGCACUGGAUACGAGAACAUCAACAAUCUCGAGGAGAUCCAGCUCCGCCAGUUCCAAGAGGACAUCGACGCCUACCAGCACGACCUAGCCUACUGCACCGCCACUCUUGACCUUCCCGACCUCACCCCCCAGGAAACCCGCACUUUCCAGCUCCGCCAGCUCGAUCUCGGCCACCAGAUCCGCCACUGCCAGCACAGGAUCGAGAACCUCCAGGUUCAGUUGCGCCGCCAGGGAAUUCCUUUCACCAACUACGGCGCAUCGAGUGGAGGACGGGCGUACACAGCUUCCCUGCUUGCCGGAUCGGGCCAGGUAGCGGGCAUGAAGCGCGUGAGGGGUCCGUCAGAUGAUGAUGAGGACGACAAUGGCGGUAAGACCACGGGGGGAUCAGCCAAGAAAGCGAAGCUGACGCCCGAUGAGCCACAGUUGCUGGACGCCGACGGCGACGAGAUGAUGGCCACGGGCUCUAGAGAGGCAGACGGAGGCGGUAGUCCCAACGGCAACAACUCGUCCGGUAAUUCACCCCAUCGGCUUCCCUACGGCACCCCCGGAACCUGGGAGUUUAACAUUCCCGUGCACCCAUCCUACCCACACCAACAUCACCAAAACGGCAACGCCGCCAACUCCCCGCAGCCAUACGUGGAUGAGGAGAACCAGCAAAACACGGCUCUCCAGCGCCUAGGUUACUGGAAGUGUCGCCUGUGCUCGGCGCCCAAGUACUUGCUGGCCGGAACCGGCCGCUCGCCCGCCGCCCCCUGCAAGUGGCCGCUCAAAGACAUUUCCAAGAUGAUUACGCAUUUUACGGAGAUGCACACGGAGCACAGUCCGGCCGAGCGCUGUUCAGAGCUGGGGUACGCGCUGGCCAAGAACCGCGGCCCGUUCGAGUACUGGCUGCGUCGCACCAGGGCGCAGAACGUGGGCGACGGCGAGAUCAUUGAUGAGGUUAUUGAGACGCUCAUCAAUGGUGUUAUGCCGCUUACGUUGCGCAGGUUGAGUAGGGCUGCGGCUGGGAUGCCCGCUUAA